CUGAUCUGGGACAGUCUGACAUGGUAACCGGUGAGAUGACGCUGACCCUUGUGCUCCUGUUGUCCUUGCUGUGUUCUGUCACACAGGCUCAGAACACCACCACCGUACGACACUUUUACAUCGCGGCGGUGGAGAUCGGAUGGGACUACAUCCACCUGGACCACCAGGAACAAGGGUCUGACCAAAGUGGACUCAAAGCUAUUCCUCAAAAAUACAUCAAGGCUGUUUAUAGGGAAUACACGGAUUCCACAUAUUCUGUCCCUAACACAAGGCCAGCAUGGACAGGUAUCCAAGGCCCUGUGAUUAAUGCCGCAAUUGGUGACCGUGUGGUGGUUCACUUUAAAAACCUGGCGUCUCAGCCGUACAGUAUCAGCCCUGUAGGAAUCACCUACUGGAAACAAUCUGAAGGAGCUGGGUAUGAUGACUCCACAACAGCCCAAGAGAAAGAGGAUGAUGCCGUGUCUCCGGGAGGAUACUACGAGUACAUCUGGGACAUCAGCCCCAAAGAUGGGCCCACCAUCAGUGAUCCAGAGUGUCUGACCUACUCCUACUCAUCCCAGGUGGACACAGUCCGAGAUGCAAACUCAGGACUCAUCGGUGCCCUGCUCAUCUGCAAGUCAAGUGCCUUCAAAGAAGACGGCCAGAGGAGAAAUCCAGCGUUUGUCCUGCUGUUUGCAGUGUUUGAUGAGACCAAGAGCUGGUACGGACAAACGGGACAAAGGAUAAGCAGAGAGCGUUUCAAGAGGAUCAAUGGCAGGAGAGAAUACCACACAAUCAAUGGAUAUGUCAACUCUACUUUAUCUGGUUUGACUAUGUGUCAGAGCCAGAAUCAUGUGUUUUGGCAUGUGAUUGGGAUGGGCACAGCUCCAGAAAUCCAUUCCAUCAAGUUCCAGGAUCACACUCUGCAGGUGAUGGCCCAUCGUAAAGUCACUAUGGAGGUGACUCCUAUGACAUUCAGUACUGCAGAAAUGAAACCUGCAACUGUAGGUCAGUUCCUCAUCAGCUGUCAGAUAUAUGCCCACCGUCAUGAUGGCAUGAAUGCUUUGUUCACAGUCGAGAAGUGUCCUGACCCUGUCAGUCUUCCCGGUCCCAACCUACGUAAUGUCCAAAACAAUGAUCACGGCGACUACAGUGAAGAAUACAGUGACGAAAUGUUCAAUACAAUAAUGUUUCAGCCAAAGAAGCCAUAUCUGCAAGCCAGGGCCAGCAGGGGCCAGCAGUCUAAAACCAGGAAGUAUUAUAUUGCUGCUGAAGAGAUCACCUGGGACUACGCCCCUCACCUCAAGCCUACAGACAGUGAGCUGCAAUCAGGAUAUUUCUUAUCCUCUCCACGUCAACUGGACUACAAGUAUAAAAAGGUUGUGUUCGUAGAAUUUAGAGAUGCCUCUUUCACCAAGAGAAAGAAGUCUGAUGUCACAUUACUGGGUCCACUUCUGAAAGGAGAAGUCAAUGAUCAGUUCCAUAUCACUUUCAAGAACUUGGCAAGUCGACCAUAUAAUAUAUACCCCAUUGGCCUUACCAAGAUCUACCCUCUACAGAGAUCCACAAAUGCAGCAGAGAAGGACUUGCGAUCCAUGGGUGUGGCCCCCAACGACACGUUUGACUACAUAUGGAGGUUGACACCUGAUGAUGGUCCAUUGGAAGGUGAUCCCCAGUGUCUGACCCAGCUGUAUCAGAGUACUGUGUCCCCAGAAAAAGAUUUGUCCUCAGGGCUUGUGGGCAUCCUGCUCAUCUGCAAAAAUGAUGUCAUUGAUGUCAGAGGACGUCUGCUGGGACCGGAUAAAGAGUGGAGCCUCAUAUUUUCUGUCUUUGAUGAGAACAAAAGUUGGUACAGCAAUGAAAACAUUUACCAGUACAUCCAAGACUCCUCCAGAAUCAAUACUACGGAUCCUGACUUCUACAAUUCUAAUGUGAUUUACAGUGUAAAUGGCAUCAUGUUCCAUGGCCGCCAGUUUGUGAUGUGUCAAACUGAUGUUACCUUCUGGCAUGUGGCCAAUGUUGGCACACAGAGUGACUUCCUCUCUGUUUACUUCAUGGGAAACCUAUUCCAGUAUCUUGGAGCCUACCAGUCUGUCCUCACCCUCUUCCCCAUGACUGGCAAGACCAUUUCCAUGGAGACUGAAUUAGCAGGUGAGUGGGAGAUAAGCGCAUUUGAUGGCAGCCUGAAGAGCCGUGGGAUGAGCAUCCACUACACAGUUCGUCCUUGUGACACCGGAGAUCUCCCGUUGGUUGAUGUUGAGGAUGAUGAGGAUGAUAUCUUAGACUAUAUUGAUCAGAUAGUGCUACAGCCAAGGGCCAGCAGACCUCAGAAUCAUACAGUGAUGGUCCGAGUGUGCAAGACGCGGCAUUACAAUAGAACUCAGUCCAUAAACACCACUGAUGAUCAGGUCAGUAAUGAUAUUAGUGUGGGGACUGGUCCUGCAGAGGAAGAGUCAGCAUGUGAAAUGAGGAAUGUAACGGUGACAUCAUUACAAAGAAGCAAAGCCAACAUGGUGUCAGUGGAAGAAAUCCCACAGGAUGUCCUGGAGGAGUUGGAAAAAGAUGGAGACUGGAAAGUCCUUGUGGCUCAGAAAGGUGCUGAACCUGGAGGACAGAGAGGUGGCAGACAGACAAGACAAGCAGAAGGAAACUGGACAGAUAUAGAUACUGGACUAACAGAAGAUGGAGGUAUGUCACUCGAGAUACGAGGACAGGAUGUAGAAAACAGGACUCACACUGGUGUCAAGGCUGAAGAAACAAGUGAAAUGCUGAAUGAAUCCGAUGGGAUGCAGGUGGGAAAUGGGAUGCAUACUGGUGCCAAGGUUGAAGAAAUAAAUGAAAUGCUAAAUGGAACUAAUGGGACGCAAAUGGAAAAUGGGACUCAUACUGGUACCAAGCUUGAAGAAACAAGCAAAAUGCUAAAUGGAACCGAUGGGACGCAGAUGGAAAACGGGACUCAUGCUGGUACCAAGCUUGAAGAAACAAACGAAAUGCUAAAUGGAACCGAUGGGACGCAGAUGGAAAACGGGACUCAUGCUGGUACCAAGCUUGAAGAAACAAGCGAAAUGCUAAAUGGAACCGAUGGGACGCAAAUGGAAAACGGGACUCAUGCUGGUACCAAGCUUGAAGAAACAAACGAAAUGCUAAAUGGAACCAAUGGGACGCAGAUGGAAAACGGGAAUCAUGCUGGUACCAAGCUUGAAGAAACAAACGAAAUGCUAAAUGGAACCAAUGGACCGCAAAUGGAAAACGGUACUCAUGCUGGUACCAAGCUUGAAGAAACAAACGAAAUGCUAAAUGGAACCAAUGGGACGCAGAUGGAAAACGGGACUCAUGCUGGUACCAAGCUUGAAGAAACAAACGAAAUGCUAAAUGGAACCAAUUGGACGCAGAUGGAAAACGGGACUCAUGCUGGUACCAAGCUUGAAGAAACAAGCGAAAUGCUAAAUGGAACCAGUGGGACGCAGAUGGAAAACGGGACUCAUGCUGGUACCAAGCUUGAAGAAAUAAACAAAAUACUAGAUGGAACCAACAGGAUGAAGGAAGAGCUUAAGGAGAGCGAUGAAAUAUUAUUAAAUGGUGAACCACUGUUGAAUAAGGACAUGUCAUGCACAGAAAAAAGUAGUGCACAAGAAAUGGAAGAGAAUUUGUUGCCACAAAAUAGUAUUGAGGUAGACCCUGAUCUAGAGACUGAUGAUCCUCUUGAUAUUUAUUACACUGUUGAUACCGAGAAUGGAACAAUGAUUGAUUUGUCUAUAGACUAUGAUGACUACAGUGAAAAGGUGAAUGCUACAUCUGAUCUAUUUGGCACUGACUACAUGGACCUGCGCUCUGGAGAGAUAAAAUACCAGCACUACUACAUCGCUGCAGAGGAGGUUAACUGGGACUAUGGCAUCAGACUGCCGCAUCAGAUCAUCCAACCCAGAGCAAUGCGCCGUGGGAUGAGGAAGUUCCUGCCAGAGUAUAAGAAAGUGGUGUUUCGAGCCUACAGGGAUAAAGACUUCCUCCAUCCUGUAGUCAGAGGAGAGAUUCAGGAUCAUCUGGGAAUCAUGGGACCUUUAAUUAGAGCUGAGAUUAAUGAACUCCUCACUGUGAUUUUUAAGAACAAAGCAUCCAGGCCUUACUCCUUUCACCUUCAGGGAGUGUAUGACCGCAGCCAGGGGGCCGGCCUUGCUCAGACCUACGGCUCCUCUGCACCAGCUGGGAUCCCAGGAGCGCCUGUGGCUCCUGGGGAGGCCCGGGCCUACAGCUGGAGAGUAACCAAGAAACAAGGCCCUGAUAGUACAGAUUUCGACUGCAAGGCUGGAGCUUACUACUCCACUGUGGACAAGGAGAAGGACCUUCACUCGGGUCUGAUUGGUCCACUUAUCAUCUGUAAGCCUGGGAGCUUUCAGGCUCAGCUGAACUUGGAGCCAGACUUCCAGGAGUUCGCUCUGCUCUUCCACACCUUUGAUGAAACUAAGAGCUGGUACCUGCAGGAGAACCUGCAGAAGCACUGCUCCCCACCCUGCCAGGCAAACCCCGAAGACCCCUGGUACCAGAUCAGCAAUAAGUUUGCAGCAAUAAACGGCUACGUGGCAGAGACGCUUCCUGGCCUGUUGGUUGCCCAGCACCAGCUGGUCAGAUGGCACCUUCUGAAUGUAGGAAGUGAUGGAGAGUACCACGCUGUGCACUUCCGUGGCUUACCUUUCACUAUUCACACCAAACAGGAACACCGAAUGGGAAUCUACAACCUCUUUCCUGGUGUCUUUGGUACAGUGGAGAUGAGACCCCCCACAGUUGGCACCUGGUUGGUGGAAUGCACCAUAGGAGAAAAUCAGCUGGCUGGCAUGAGAGCUAAGCUACUGGUAUAUAAUCCACAAUGUGUUUUACCUCUGGGGAUGAAAUCAGGAAGGAUAGAAGAUUCCCAGAUUACUGCAUCAAAUCACUUCAAUAACUGGGAACCCAGACUAGCGAGGCUGGAGCUGUCUGGAUAUAUCAAUGCCUGGAUUGGGAAAAGCAAAUUUUCAUGGCUACAGGUGGACCUCCGAAAGCCCACACUGUUGCACGGCGUACAGACACAAGGAGUCAGAGUUACUCUAAAGGAUUGCUUCAUUACACACUUCACAAUCUCCUACAGCCUAGACCAGGAGACUUGGACUACCUACAGAGGACAUAGCAAGAGACCCACCUACAUCUUUAAUGGCAACAUGGACAGUUCAAAGGUGAAGGAAAACCGUUUCUCCCCACCCACUGUAGCGCGGUACAUCAGGAUUCAGCCAGUGAACUUUGUGAGAAGACCUGCUCUGCGGCUGGAGCUGCUGGGCUGCGAUCUCAACAGCUGCUCACUGCCCCUCGGCCUCCGGAACAUUCCUGACAGCAGCUUCAGUGCUUCCUCAGUUCAUUCAUCUCUGCUGCGAACAUGGAGCCCCGCCCUCGCCCGCCUCCAUCAGGAAGGCAGGGUCAAUGCGUGGCGACCAAAGAACAAUAAUCCGCAUGAGUGGCUCCAGGUGGACCUGGGAAAAAUCAAACGCAUCACUGGAGUUUUGAUGCAAGGAGCACGGUCUUUCUUCAACGAGAUGAUGGUCACAGAAUUCUCUGUCACAGUCAGUCACGAUGGCCAUUCCUGGAACACUGCAUUUGAGGAAGACUCGCAAAGAGAAAAGAUCUUCACAGGAAGCAGUAACCCAGAUGAGGAAUCCCUGGCUGUUUUCGAUCCUCCCCUUUUUGGACGAUACCUCCGUAUUCACCCUCGGGGUUGGGUCAACGACAUCGCCCUACGUUUGGAGGUCCUGGGCUGUGACACUCAGCAGAGCCUCUGAGAAUUUCACACAGUACAAACUCACGAACAGCAUGCAAUGUCACUGUAGAAGCAUUUUAGGUGUUACAAGUAGUUUCAUCUUUUAUUACUGUAAAUUUGAUGAAUGAACAAAAAUGUUGGAAAGAUUGUAGAAUUUGUUUAUGAGAUUGUGUGUCAGCUACGGUUUACAUGUGCAUAUGUUUCCUCUGCAGCGCUCUUAUUUUGAAUGUAACCACAUGUAAAUAUGUCAGCUUGGUCAGAUGUAAAGAGUUUGAAUGAUUUCUGUACAUCACUGGAAAGGUUUUUAUUCACGUAUACUGUGUGUUACUGGAGUUUAUAUAAACAUUGAAGCUU
This is a messenger RNA of Thalassophryne amazonica, 6112 nucleotides long. It is a transcript of the gene f8, whose product is annotated as coagulation factor VIII, procoagulant component. The coding region runs from base 21 to 5780 and encodes 1919 amino acids. Lineage: Eukaryota; Metazoa; Chordata; Actinopteri; Batrachoidiformes; Batrachoididae. The record is from RefSeq and is a predicted model, not a curated record. The transcript has 27 exons.